CCUAGAUAGAACUCACUAUGUAGACCAGGCUGGCCUUGAACUCACAGAGAUCCGCGUGCCUCUGCGUCCCGAGUGCUGGGAUUAAAGGCGUGCACCACCAUGCUUGGCAAACAUUUAUUUUUAACGGAACAGAAUCCUUCCUUCCACUUGGGAGUCGGGGCUAAGAGGUAGAAUUUGAAUCCUAGCUCUGCAGUUGGUCGUUAAAGCAGGUACUGUGAUUUCCCUGGGUUCAGCGUCUUCUGCUCCAAAAAGACAAAGGUACUUGUACAGUAGAGGAGUGAGCACGCCCAGUGACUGACACCCCUGUUAGCCCCAUUCAUUCCGACGUCUGUGGUCAUGGGCUGCAGAAAGUCUGCUCCUGACCUGCAAUGCGCCUGAGCCGAGGAUGAUGCCUAUCAGAGCUGGGGGGUUGGGAAGGGGGUGUCACCACUCUGGUACAGGGGCCACAGAAGAGAAUUUCAGGUUGAGCCACAGCGAAGCGAGUUCUUUAUUGAGGAAACAAAGAAUAGACCAGUGAAAUAGUCAUGUGCAGGUGUUAGGUAUAGGGGAGAACCUCAGCAGUAACUAAGUGAUCAGGGGGCUUUGGAGCUGUUUAUUCUGCAGCCACGUUUACAUAGUAGUGGUGCGUGCUGCUCUCCUGGGUCUUCUGGUCCUCAGAAAUCUGUCCUUGAACAGGACUUUUUAAAGGUGCAUUAUGCGGCUUUGCAGCUACUAGAGUUGAGGAGAGCUGAGAGUCUAUGGCAUGGCUUUGAUUUCCCUACGGAGGAACUUCUGUCAUUUAUCUGAUUUCUGGAUACCUGGAGUUGUGGCCGCCCUGAAAGCGCCCCCUAGGGCCAAUCAUAUCCACAAGGUGGUCAGAGAUCACCUAUAUCUUUGGUUCGAUUCCCUGCAGCCUGAGCUGCUCCAGGUCAGAUUUCAUCAUGCCUAUUGUAAAAGCUUCCAUUCUGAAAAUGGACAUGACCUUCAUCCAGUUGGUGAGCCAUCCUUCUCCCCAGUACAUGAAGAGGACCCGGUGGAGCAGAGUCUUCAAAACCAGAACGAACAGGUGUUUCAUAGGAGACUGAACAACUUUACCUCAGCACAAGAAGUGCUGGGUUUUCUAAGCACACUGGAGACUCUGCCUGACACCUUGGCAGUGGGAGCUUUACAGAGGAUUUGUGAGGUGGAAAAGAGAGCCGGGUCUCAAGAAAUACUAGGGGACAGUGCCUUCCAAGCCCUGUGCUCUCGGUUUGAACAGGAACCUUCGCAUCUGUCAAACGCUGUUUUGAUGACUGCUUUGCAGUCUCUGAUUGUGCUGCGUGUGGAUCCUCAAAGCAGCCUGGUGCUGAACCUUGUGGCAGAAUGCCAGAAUCGCAUGAAAAGAGGUAGUCUGGAGGUCCACCAUCUUUUUGUUCUUGGGGAAAGUCUGGUUCAGUUGCAGGGUCCAGGUCGUGAGACACUGGAACUCAUUAUAUAUCGACUGCAAGGUGAAAAAUUGGAAGCAUUUACCCCAGAGGAUAUCGUGACCAUUUACAGAAUUCUACAGGCGUGUCCUGAAAAAGUAGAACAGCACCAAAAGUUUCUAAACACAAUAAACAGCUUUUCCCCUUCAGUAGUUUCCUACCUGAGUCCCAAGUCCGUCAGCCAAAUGCUCACUGCCUUGGUUGUCCUUGAUCAGACGCAGGCUCUUCCUCUGGUUCUAAAAUUGGGCAAAUAUGUUGUGAGACACAUUCCUCGUUUUACGCAUGAAGAGCUCAGGAAAGUCUUGGAGGCGUUUGUGUACUUGGGACACACUGACAGGUUUUUAGUAAGGGCUCUAGAACAGCAUGUCUCUGCUCUGUGCCUCACCUUGGACCCUGAAGUUGCCUGCACGGUGACGGACUACUGUAGUCGGAAGCAGAUUCUUUCCAAGCCCAUCCUCAACACAGUCGCAGAGAUUUUCAUUUGCCAGUCAGAAAAACUUUCACCCAGUCAGAUUGCUGAUUUAAUCGAACCAUUUGGAAAGCUCAAUUACCUGCCACCAAAUGCCCCUGUUUUAUUUAGGAAGCUAGAAAGUGUGCUGUUCGCCCGUUUCAAUUCUUUCCCGCCGAAAACCCUGCUGAGACUCCUUCAUUCCUGUGCCCUGGUUGAGCACCAUCCGGUCAACUUUAUGUCAAAACUUUUCAGCCCUUUUUUUCUUCAGCGCCUGCAAGGUGAAGAGUCGUAUUUGGACCCAUUGAGCCUGGCACAGCUGACCCAGCUUUUCCUAACCUCAGUCCUAGAAUGUCCAUUCUAUAAGGGCCCCAAACUUCUUUCUAAAUAUCGAGUGAAGUCAUUCUUCACCCCGUGCUGCUCCUUGGAGACCCCUGUGGAUUUCCAUCUCUAUAAGUCGGUGGUGAUUGGACUGAUGGACCUUUUAGGAUCAAGAUUAUGUUUUGCUUCUAAGGUGUUAACACCCUGUUGUUAUACCAUAGAUGUUGUAAUUAAAGUAAAUGAAGAAGGAUUUGUCUUGCCAUUUACAGCAGAUGCGGAUGUCCAUAAAAGGGUAGCACUGUGCAUUGAUGGUCCACAAAGAUUCUGCUCUAACAGUAAACACUUACUAGGCAGAGAAGCCAUCAAACAAAGACACCUCCGAUUACUCGGCUACCAGGUGGUUCAGGUCCCUUAUUAUGAGCUGGAGCUGCUGAGAUCAAGACUCAAAUUGGUGGACUAUCUACAAAGAAAACUGUUCUCUCAACGCUCCAUUACCCGUUGGUAAAGAAAGUUCAGACUGAUUCCAGGAUUCAGAUAGUGAAAGAACUUGUGUUUGUAGGGAGCACUGUUUAAUUUAUCAAUUAACCACUUUAUGGAAGUAGGUUUACAGACUUGGGAUCUGAAGAGGGUCCAUGGUUUUUCUUAUACUAUGUAUACAUGUAUUGGUAAAUUUAAAAAUCAUUUUAACUUAAUACUAGUGUCAUGGAUACCUUGUACGUGGCAAACAGAAUCAGUCCAAUAAAGGAAUGUAAUGAGUACGUGUUAAUUUUCAA
Molecule: messenger RNA, 2984 nt
Organism: Nannospalax galili (Upper Galilee mountains blind mole rat)
Lineage: Eukaryota; Metazoa; Chordata; Mammalia; Rodentia; Spalacidae
Gene: Fastkd3
Product: FAST kinase domains 3
Exons: 7
Coding region: 743-2716 (657 amino acids)
Biological process (GO): regulation of mitochondrial mRNA stability; mitochondrial RNA processing
Cellular component (GO): ribonucleoprotein granule; mitochondrial matrix
Molecular function (GO): RNA binding
Source: RefSeq, a predicted model, not a curated record